CAAACAUCUGGAGACUGCGAGUGUCUCGUGGCGGCGGCGAUGCAAGAAGAAAGUGUGCACGAGCGGGGGCUCAGCAAGAAAGAAAACGUCUAACGGGACCAAAGUUGCAGGGAAAAUGAGAAAUAACUGCUCCGCGUCGUCUUGUGUGGAAUAGCCUCGGCUGCGUGAAGCGUGCGGGACAGGUCCGCGUACUCGGUUUGCUCGGAGGAAAACACGCUAACCCGAAGGCUGCGGGACACACCGGCGUCCCGUCCGCCGAGCUCCGUCUCCACCAAUGAGUCCAUGCAGAAGUCAGGCCCACUGAGUUAAAUGUUAGUACUACUGCAGGUAUCGCUCGGCUGGCCGAAGAGGAAAAAGAAGAGCGGGUCUGCUCCCGGUGCUGGAAGAUGUCUCUCUGGAUGAUACUGCCGGUUAGCCUCCCAGCUCUGACCAUCACUGGGAUCUGGGUCGUGUACGCCAUGGCCCUGUACAACCAGCACGUUUGUCCUGUGGAUAACUGGUUGUACAAUCAGUCGUGUGAAGAGGAGCUGUACCUGCAGAGUGGCCCGACAUUAUGCUGCACACUAGACAAUGUACCUCUCAUCAGUAAAUGUGGAACUCUGCCCCCUGAGAGCUGCUUCUUCAGCCUUAUCUGCAGCACAGGCUCCUUUAUGGUGAUGGUGAUUGUGCUGCUUCGUUAUGCCCACGUCAUUGAGAAGCAUCAGAACUGCGUUCUCAACACAGCGAGUCUCUCCACAGGCUGGAUCUGUGCCGCUGGACUCAUCAUGGUGGGCAACUUCCAGGUGGAUUAUGCCAAAGUCCUCCACUAUGUCGGAGCGGGCAUCGCCUUUCCCACCAGCAUGCUGUUCGUGUGCCUGCAGUCGGCACUGACCUACCGGCUGGCCAAGACCCAAGGGGAGUACAGCGUGGCUCACCUGCGGCUCUGCAUGACCCUGCUGGCCUUCGUUGCCCUGGUGCUCAGCGGUGUGUUUUUCUGCCAGGAGAGCUUCGUCCUGCAACACGCGGCGGCCAUCUUCGAGUGGGUGUUCUGCGUCAUCGUCAUGCUGUUUUACGGGACGUUCGCCUUCGAGUUCGCCAGCAUCUCGGGAGACACCAUGGUGGUGCUGGCCAGAGGACAUGCUGGGAGAGAACGCAAGAUGGAGGCUCUGGGAGCGCACCCGCAGCCACACGCACACUCGCCUGAGAACAUGGCCAUCCUGUAGCCUGGCCACGCAUGCUGAGGCCACGCGCGCUCGGCCUGCUUGUUCCCUUUGAAUUCCAGCUGUUGAUUGAGUUUAUUCAGGCUCAUCCGACGCUUUGAAAUGAACCAGACCAGUGCAGCAGCCAUUGGCGGCGGCGCAGACUCUAAGAUUUCAACUCCAGGGAUGUAGACCUGCGGCCACUGCUCCCACCAGAGCUCCGCGUCUCUGAAGAACUUGUUUGCAUUUUGCACAUUGCGCAAGUUUGAAACCAAAUUUUCCCCCUAAUUCACGCUUGUCCUGAAAGACUAGAUCUGAAUAAGUGGCCUUGAUGCUUUGUGAUUGUAGCGCACUAAGGGCUGCUGAACAGCCAAGCUGACGCUAUGACAGCGAGUCAAACUGGGAGGGAAAGGGGCCGUGUCUGUGUUACAGUGGGGGCACGACUGAUUCUUGCCAACCACACAAUUAUGGAUGAAUGCAAUACAUAGACUGUUAAACAGAAGAGUAAAGGCAUUCUGUAGCUAAUUCAGAGGUAGAACAGCAUUUUGCAAUCUUUGAGCUUCACUAAUUAACAGCCUCCACUACGUAGUUCUCGUUGCUUUUAGCUGUUUUCGUAGCUAUUCAGCCAACGACACAGAUCACUACAUUUCAACCAAAGUCCAGUUUUUUAUCUGCAUAUAGAAACGUACAGUCGGUCUAGUGCCUCAUUAACUCAAGUCUUUGGAUCAGUACACUAUAUCAAGCUUGAGCCUCACAUGCCUCCUCUUUGUAGACCCCUGAGUCCAUUGACAGACAUGACACCAUGUCCAGAGGAAGCAGAUGAGCUCUGGCUUCAUUGGGUUGUGACACAUGUUUUCAGGUCCUAUGGAUGCAGGUCUGUGUCUCAUUAUUCCCCAUCAAUGGGGAGCAGCAGCUUCCUAAGUGCCCAGGAUUUGGCAGCAUGUCCAGCUAGUGAGGAUUAAAACUGAAGGACGUAUGUGUUACUGUGCAGCAGUACGUGCCAAAAUAUCAGUCAUCUCUGUGGCUUCGGUGCUAAAAAAACAAAAGGCACAAAACUGAAUCCUGUAUUUUGUUUUAUUGAGUUUAAUUCUAAUUGUAAGUGCCAUAAAUACCAAAUCCAACUGUUUUACAUUGGAACAUGCUCCCUGCUCAUUUCACGUGGUAGAAAAACUCCCUAACACCACAUCCUCCCGCACUGUGCAGAGGUUGUGUCAGUCUUAGUUACCAUCUGUUACUGAGGACUAACGUAAAGUAAUUGACUCAGACUGAAUGUAUGAAUACUGUCAUCAAGACGUAACUUGAAGAGCACGUGGACGCUGCUCUGUGGAAGGAGCUGGGACGUCUUAACACCAGCCGCUCCACCGGUCGCUUGCCUCUCCCUACUGGUCAGAUGGCUUAUUGCAUGGGUUGGUGUUGGAUGCUGUAACGCUGAGGACCAACCCGACAGGAGGUCGUGCUUUCUACUUGAAAAAGAUAAAACGUUUGUAUCUACAGACAGGAGCAUUCAGCUGGUUUCAGGUUUAGGCCAAAUGUGCAUUUAUUUCAUGUCAGUUGCUAAGAAGGUGAAGCUCCUGUAUGAUAACUAAUGCAGACGUGAGCUUCAUACACUACCAUCUUUUGAAUGACAGGUAAUAAUUUGAUGCAUUUUUAAUGUUAAGCCAAAUGAUGGUCUGCUCAUGCUGCUCGUCGUGUCAUUCCACGUUUUCUAAAGCGACUCAUUUGACUUGGUGGUUUGUGUGUUACGGGAAUCUAUGCAUAACACUUGUCUGCUCCGUCUGCCUUUUGUCGUUUAGUGUCUGAUCUUCGCACUCAGGAAACUGUUACGACACCAGCUACACCCUUUAACGCUAAGCAAAAUGAAAUCUUUUUGCUUCUGCCUUCUGUUAUCUUUGUAUUAACAGUUAUGUUUAUGUAGGUUUUUAUGUAUAUUUGUUUUUCGUAGUAUGCUGUAGGUGCAACUGAUUUUUCCCCAGUUGCAGGAUGGAUUAGCUAUGAUAGAUUAUAUAAUAGAUUAUAUUUGUUAAUCAAGAUUGUAAAGCUUAAAAAUAAACACUAUGUGAGAACACAUGGUUAAAUAUCUGCAAGACAAAGUAGCUUACUCAUUCAAUCAGUAGAUCAUUGUUAGGAGCAUUCUGACAAACUAACUGGCUGUAAACCUCACAUGAAUCUCUUAAUCUCUAUCUAAUUGUCAGUUUAGUUGCAAAAUGCUCCCUAUGUGCCUUAUGUGUUGUUUUGAUAAUGAAAACCAAAGAGGACCGGGUUUUUAAUUCUAUUUUGAUGUCAAAGUCUUAUAUGAUUGUAUAUGUAUGCCAUAAUGUUCAAAAAAUAAAAAGACAACUUGAAAAAAGCA
Messenger RNA from Betta splendens (Siamese fighting fish), 3528 nucleotides. Its product is annotated as Transmembrane protein 150A-like. The record is from RefSeq and is a predicted model, not a curated record. Bases 387 to 1202 code for a protein of 271 amino acids. Lineage: Eukaryota; Metazoa; Chordata; Actinopteri; Anabantiformes; Osphronemidae. The transcript has 8 exons.